CCAUGAUAAUUACAUGCUUGUGCAGCAGACCAUCAAGGUCCUACAUCGACGCAAAAUCUCAAGCCUUUUUCUGAAAUUGGACAUUUCCAAGGCCUUUGAUUCAGUUGAUUGGGCUCUUCUAUUGGAGAUCUUGGCACAUUUAGGUUUUGGAGCUGUUUGGCGCAACCUCGUCUCUAAUCUCCUACACUCAGCUUCAACUCAGGUGCUUCUGAACGGAGAACCAGGAGACUUCAUUACUCAUUGACGUGGGGUCCGGCAGGGGGACCCACUCUCCCCCAUGUUAUUCAUCUUGGUAAUGACGUCCUAAACAGUCUUUUCAUGAAAGCGGAAGAGGAGGGACUGCUCCUACCUCUCCAUUCUGCUGGUCAGUGGCUAUCUUUGUAUGCAGAUGAUGUGGCUCUCUUCAUAAGAUCAGAAGAAGAUGAUCUGCAGAUUACUAAGAAUAUCCUGCAAGUUUUUGAGAAGGCAUCAGGGUUGCGGACGAACCUACAGAAAAGUUGUGUGAUCCCAAUUCAGUGCGAUGAUGAAAUUGUGGAGGUUGUGAACAAUACCCUACAGUGCACUACAACCUCUUUCCCCACCACUUAUUUAGGGCUACCAAUCUCGAACAAAAAGCUGUGAAGAUGUGAUUUAUUAAUCUUGAUCGAGAAGAUUGCCAAUAAGCUUCCUGGUUGGAAGGCCCCUUUAUUGAGUUUGGCUGGUCGUGCGGUCUUGGUGCGCUUUGUUAUCACUGCCAUCCCUAUUUAUCUGCUGAUCGCCAUCAGAGUGCCCAAAUGGUUCAUCCGAGCAGUGGACAAAAUCAGGAGGAGUUUUUUGUGGAAAGGAAGGAAAGAAAUCAAUGGGGGCAGCUGCUUAGUGGCUUGGGAAAAGGUCAUGAGACCUAUUGAUUUGGGAGGCUUAGGAAUUCGUAACCUUGAAAUUAUGGGUUGGGCACUGCAAAUGCGUUGGCUUUGGAUUGAGAAAACAAAACCGAAUCGGCCUUGGGCUGGUCUUGAGGUCCCAGUUCACUCCAACACUGUUGCUCUGUUCGCUGUGUCAGUAGUCACUUCGGUUGGUAAUGGGGAAAAUACUUUGUUCUGGUCUGAUCGCUGGUUACAUGGCUGCAGCAUAGAAAACCUUGCACCUAAUGUUUUCAAGUGCAUACCUGCAAGAUUGAAGAAGGCAAGAACAGUGAAGGAUGCUUUGCACGAGCUAACCUGGGUGUCAGACAUCCGUGGAGCUCUUGGUUGGCAGGGUCUGGUUGAAUAUUUGGACCUUUGGGAUGUGCUCACUGAUGUUAUUUUACAUGUUUUGGUCGUCAACACCACUGAUGAUACCCAUCAUUGGAAGUUCGAAGCUUCAGGGAAUUUCUCCUCUAAGUCGGCAUACAGGGCCUUCUUUGCAGGAUCAGUGAGCUUUGAGCCAUGGAAACGGCUUUGGAAAUCUUGGGCCCCUAGCAAAUGUAAAACCUUCAUUUGGCUGGCCAUUCGUAACCGGUGUUGGACGGCUGACCGUUUACAAAAAAGAGGGCUCUCUCACCCUGCUCGCUGCCCCGCUGUGCGACCAAGAAGAAGAGACAGUCCAACAUCUACUCACCACAUGUGUCUUCGCCCGACAGUUUUGGUUUAGCAUCCUUCAACCACUGAAUCUAUCCUGCUUGGUUCCUGGAUGCGCAGCUGGUUCGUUUGCAGAUUGGUGGAGAAAAUCUUGGAAAAGAGUGCAAAAACAGCUACGAAAAGGAUUUAAUUCAAUGGUGAUCCUUGGUGCUUGGACCAUUUGGAAACAUAGAAAUGCCUGUGUCUUUGAUGGAACAACACCAAACCUACAGGGAGCUCUUCAAGCCUUCAAAGAUGAGCUUCAUCUAUGGCAAUUUGCUGGUGCCAAAGGGCUUACUGUUCUAAGCCAAGGGAGCGCUUUACUUGCUAUUUAGAAGGUGCCUAGUAUUGGUCUGGUCCUUUUUGUAUCUUUCAGGUGUAACAGUUUUUUAUGUUCUAGUCGCAUCCCUUACUCUAGCCCAAGGUAAGGUGAUGAGGUUGUAUUUGGACUUUUUUCCUCUCUUAAUAUAAAGAUGCGCAGCUCUCCUGCGUGUUCGAUAAAAAAAAAGUCUUCGGCCUUCCUUAAGAAUCCCAAGCAUGCAGUGUGGCCAAUGGGAGGUGCAUGGCUAUGCACACAUCUGUGGGAGCACUACCAGUUUUCACUGGAUAAAGUAAGAACUAGUCCAAGGUUUUACUAUCAUAUUUUAGUCUAAUGCUGUACUUUCACUAGAUGUGACUGAUCUGAUUUCACAACAUUUCAUAAAGUGAAAAUGCCAUCACGUAGUCGUUUUAAGGCUACCCAGUGAAAACAUUUCUCAGCUAUCUUCAGCCUAGAUUUACUAGUACCCAGAAAUCAUGGAGGGCUCUGGAAUUGAAAUCAUAUAAAUCAACAACGGGUAUCCCACAAUGAACUUAAGGAAAACAGAUAUGAAUAGUCUGGUGAUUGCAAAACUGAAAUAAGUAAAACAUGCCCAGGAUAAUUGGAGUUCCUUUUAGAGAAGUUAUGUAAUAGUUCAUAGCUAUUAAAUAUUUAUUAUAUUGGAAGACGCUGAGAAUCUGAGACAUAUCUAAGGACCUUUUGGAGAAUAAGGCAUAUCCAUUGCUGGAAGGUUGCGCUACCUUUCUGGUUGACUGGUUGAUUGAAGGACAAGGAGGUUAUCUUGAAACAAAUCCCUCAACAUCUCCAGAGCAUGCUUUUCUAACUCCAGAUGGUCAGCCAGCAAGUGUGAGCUACUCAACAACAAUGGACAUCUCGAUCAUUAGGGAGGUUUUCUCUGCUGUACUUCUAUCUGCAGAGGUAAUUAUUUAUGUGACAUUACAAUCAUUUGUGUCACUCAAAAUAAUGAUUAGAUUUGCCCUGUUGUAGGUCUUAGGGAAAUCUGAUACUGAUUUGGUGAAGAACAUCAACAAAGCACUCCCAAGGCUCCCUCCCGUACAGAUUGCAAGA
Panicum virgatum (switchgrass) is the source of this 2961-nucleotide messenger RNA. RefSeq lists its product as uncharacterized. Bases 874 to 1608 code for a protein of 244 amino acids. The transcript has 2 exons. The record is from RefSeq and is a predicted model, not a curated record. Lineage: Eukaryota; Viridiplantae; Streptophyta; Magnoliopsida; Poales; Poaceae.